AUUGUUAGACGGAAGCGUGAUUUUGGUGAGGAGUUGGUCGUGCCUAUUCGUUCGUUAAGCUCUCCCUUUCUUCUUCCCCCAUUUCCCCAUCCCUUCUCUCUCUCUCUCUCUCUCUCUCUCUCACAUCCAUCCUCGUCGGUUGUUAUUGCCAUUGCUGUUGGUGCUGCUGCUGUUGUUGUUAGGUUGUUGACUCAAGUUGAAGCAACCGUUUUCUUCAAUUUCCCUAACAACAACAACACCUUGAUGGCUUCUUCAUCUUAUCUUUGCUUGAGAUUUCUCCCUCGUAAUCAGCUCAAACCUACAUGCUUGCCUCCGCUCUGAAUUUUUUGUUGUCGUCGUCUGGUGGACAACGGUUGUCGUGACCUCAACAUGUCCAGGAAUUCGGAUUAUCAGCUGCCUCUGCCGUCAAAGAGAAAGGGCCGGGGCCUCUUCCCACCAGAUGCCCUUCUUCUUUUCAUCUGUUUCAUUUUCAGCGUAUUCCGGUCUUCCAUGGCUCUAAGGCCUCUCAAAGAAAGGUCUACUGCUUCGUGGGGCGAUGAGCGGCUAUUUAUUCGAAGAGAUGAAAGCGAGUUGGGUCCCUAUUCUGCUUGGAACAUAACGGGUACCUAUAGAUUUGGAACAUGGAGCUUCCUGGGAACCACCAAUAACUCUUCUAGGUUUCCUGAUUUUGGAAAAUCGACCGGUAAUUCUAUCUUGGAGUUAGUGACUAGUCCGACAAAGAUAACUGGUGUACAUUAUGUACAGGGGGCAAUCAUUUUUCAUGACGUGUUCGACAAUGAGCAUGAUCUGGGGGUUACACAGAUCAGAGUGGAAGGUGUAUAUAUAUGGCCUUUUAGACAGCUUCGAAUGGUAGCCAAUAGUGGAACAGAUGGAGAGAUGAGCCAAGAAGAGGAUUACCUUUUGUCCAAUCCAUAUCACUUGCUUGGAGUUUUCUCAUCUCAGGUGUUUCAAGAGUCUCCCCAGGAUAAAAUCCGGAGAAGGAAAAAUUCAUUUUCUUAUGACAUGGAGAAACACUGUAAUUUAGAGAUUGCAGCGUUACUUCCUUAUAUAGUUUAGAGUCAUUUUUCAUUGGGCAAUGGAGAUCGUGAUCAUUACCAUUUGGAAGGAUUAAUGGAGAGUCCUGCUGUGGAUGAUGAUGGAGAAUGCUUGUCCCCGAUUGUUCUAAAUGCAACUUCAGUCAAUAUUGAGGUCUACUACAACAAAGCGGUUAAUUAUACCUUGAUGGUCACAUUUGUCUCUUUUCUUCAAGUUCUUCUGUUGAUUCGACAAAUGGAACACAGCAAUACUCAAUCUGGUGCUGCUAAAGUUUCUAUUUUGAUGAUUGGACAGCAAGCCAUCAUGGAUGCUUAUCUCUGUCUUUUACAUCUAACUGCUGGGAUACUAGUUGAAUCUCUGUUUAAUGCUUUUGCCACAGCUGCCUUCUUCAAGUUUGUUGUCUUCUCCAUUUUUGAGAUGCGAUAUCUUCUUGCGAUAUGGAAGGCAAGUAGACCCAUGGGUACAGGAGAAGGUUGGGAAGCAAUGAGGCGUGAGUUGUCGGUUCUCUACAGCCGUUUCUAUGGCAUUCUUUUGGGUGGCAUUUUGAUCAUGUAUGAGCUCCAUAACUUCCUGCGGCCCAUUCUCCUCAUUAUGUAUUCCUUUUGGGUACCUCAAAUAGUCACUAAUGUCAUCCGCGACACCAGAAAACCGUUACAUCCUCAUUACAUACUAGGCAUGACUGUAACACGAUUAGCAAUUCCAUUGUAUGUCUUUGGUUGCCCAAGCAACUUCGUGCGCAUUGAGCAGGACAGGAAUUGGUGUAUAUGUUUGGGGGUUUUCAUGUGUCUCCAAGCAUUAAUUCUUCUUCUUCAACACUAUCUCGGAUCUCGGUGGUUCAUUCCUCGUCAGAUCCUACCUGAUAAAUAUAGCUACUAUAGAAGGCUAGAGAAUGGCACAAGUCAUGCUACCGACUGUGUUAUUUGCAUGACUGCCAUCGAUCUGACACAGCGACCCAACGAUUGCAUGGUGACACCUUGUGAUCAUUUCUUCCAUUCCGGCUGCUUACAAAGAUGGAUGGAUAUAAAGAUGGAAUGCCCGACUUGCCGGCGUCCCCUGCCUCCAGCCUAGGAUUUAUAAUCCUCUGUAUAUUAUUUUCAACAGAUGUUUCUUGAUGUGCAUUCGACUUACAAAGGGAUCUCGGGUACCGACGGAAGCAUGGAACAAUUCCUUCAUUAUCGUUUUGGGAAUGCUUUAGGAAAGGUGGAGAAUGAUUGUUCGAUGCUGUUGUUGUGCUCCUGAAGAGAACUAAUUUUUGGGUUUCAGGUAGUAAAUUGCAAGUGCGGGCACAAGUGUUUAAAAUACGUUUUUAAAGGCAAAACUGGAAGCCCUCUUCUUUUUUUUUUUUCUUUUUCUUUUUCCUUUUCUUUCUUUUACUUCCACCAAAAUCUCAACUCUAAACUGUCAAUGUGGCGCACCAAUUGUAGCUAGUGUAUUAUUUGUACAACGUAUAUAAUAUUGCUCACAGGAUGAUCUCAAUACAAAAUUGUUGUUUCCAUAA
Messenger RNA from Magnolia sinica, 2533 nucleotides. Its product is annotated as transmembrane E3 ubiquitin-protein ligase FLY2-like. The record is from RefSeq and is a predicted model, not a curated record. Lineage: Eukaryota; Viridiplantae; Streptophyta; Magnoliopsida; Magnoliales; Magnoliaceae. Gene Ontology annotation, molecular function: zinc ion binding. The transcript has 14 exons.